AUGUUUGAGAUGGAUAGUAAUAUAACUUUAAUAAAAGAAUUGCAAGCUUGGCAUUCUUCGGUCUCUUUAGAUGCACAUUCCGGUCAAAAAUUACUAAUAGAAUCAGAAAGAUUUAAUAACACCCCUCCGUGUGUUCCAUUUACCAUUGAAGAAGAAAUAUUUGGGCCCCAAUAUGAAGGUGUACUCGACAGAAGUAUCCCUUAUCGCAAUAUUCAACUCACUGAAGGUCAGUUCUUUGGAUUUCGAAGGAAGGGUAUCAGUAUUUUUUUUAAGGAGACCAGUUUCUCGAAUCCCCUUGGAUGUGGAUUUUUGUUAGGAUGA
Messenger RNA from Rhizophagus irregularis DAOM 181602=DAOM 197198, 321 nucleotides. The record is from RefSeq and is a predicted model, not a curated record. NCBI's taxonomy places the organism in Eukaryota, Fungi, Glomeromycota, Glomeromycetes, Glomerales, Glomeraceae.